Messenger RNA from Equus caballus (horse), 4102 nucleotides. NCBI's taxonomy places the organism in Eukaryota, Metazoa, Chordata, Mammalia, Perissodactyla, Equidae. The record is from RefSeq and is a predicted model, not a curated record.
ACCAAACCAUUCAAUGGUUUUUAGUAUACUCACAGAGGUGUGCUAUCAUCACAUUUUUAUCUAUCAUUUUUACAUAUGAGGAAACAAAGGCUUGAGAUAUUAAGGAAACUUGCUGAAGGUAACAUCUGACUGACAGGCCUGGGGCAUUGCAGUGGCCGUCAGGAGCUGAGAUUCCAGUCCGAGCUUGGACUCCCUUCAUGAAGACCAGUCACCUGGGAACAAUGUGGUGUAGGAGCGAAACACGCAGGCUCUUAGGCCGGGUUCGACUUGGGUUCAAGGCUUUGUUGUGCUAUCUACAAGCUGUGUGACUUUUGGUAAAACCUCUUGGAGCCUUGGUUUCCUCAUUGGCAAAAAGGGCAAUUCAGUAAAUGAAGGGGCUGGACUCACCUGCAGGAUCCCUUUUAGCUAAGUAAUUCCAAGCUUCAACGAGGGAAAAAAAGAUAACUAAAAAAUAAACUCCCCAAGCAUCCAGUGCAAAACGAGAGAGAAUUCCCUGAAGACAGGGACUCCCACCCUUUGUUUGUACUCUCUAAGAACCUGGCACGGGUCUGAGUCCCUCACUGAUGGGACUCAGCGCGGUCAGAAAGACAGAAUCGUAAAAUGACCCUUACGAAGGCAGAGAAGGGUGGAAAGAGUUGGGGGGCGGGGGCCGCGGAAACCGCAGGCGUUAGGGUGGUCUGCUCAGCAGUGGGCGAUGAUCCUGAGUGGAAACAGGGGUGGGAGGGAUUAGCGGCAGCUCUUCAAGGCCAAGUUGAGCAGCCCUGUGAAGGCGAGACGGGAGAGGGAGCGUGUUGGAGGAAUGGCUAUGAAAAUAAAUCUUCAGAGCUGCGUUAGGCGACGCGAAUCCGCUCGCAGCCCAGCCUCGGCUCCCCCGGGUCCCCCGGCUCCCCGCAGCCCCCUGCACCACGCCCACUCCUCCUCGCGACUUGGUACGCUCGGCCUCUACGGGAAGCCUCCUUCCUCCGGCGUGCGAUUGGUACAGCCCAAGCUCGGGGAGUUGGAACUCAACGAAAGACACGCCCAUUGUCACGCCCCUAUCUCUGAUUGGCUGGAGAAUUUAAAGAUCCGGCCGGUGAUAGGAUGAUUCUCUACUCCUAGGAUUUGAAAGUUCCCAGUGCCCGAACCUCGCUAGCCAGCCGGCUCCAUUCAGUUUGUUUGUCGGAGUGCCGGCGCAAGUGAGUUGCCAGAGGGCCUGCUUCUUCAAGGGGUCCCUGCCGGGAGGUUGCAGACGAGUAGGUCAGACGGAGGGAGCGCGGAUUCCUGGGCCCCAGGGUCCCCCCGCGAUUUCCCUAGCCAAAUAUUCUCUACCUUUUCCCACCUUGGAGAUGGGAAGCUCCAGGGCUUCGGAAUCACACUAGCCCUGACUACUGCCAGCCGUUGUGGCCUCUCCCAGCCUGUUUCCACUUCUGUACACGGGGAAUAAUGAGACCUGCCUGGCUGCAUAUAAACCAGUGAACCUACCUGGAAGACAGAAGGCGCUUAUUACAUACGUCUCCCGCUCAUCUCCCCACACCUGCAGAGGCGGUGGCGAUGCCGUUGGGGACGCAGGCAGAGGCAGCGGAGCGCGAGGACGCGGAGCUGCGGUGCCGCGUGGCUGUGGAGGAGCUGAGCCCAGGCGGGCAGCCGCGAAGGCGCCAGGCCCUACGCACCGCGGAGCUGAGCCUGGGUCGUAACGAGCGCCGCGAGCUGAUGCUGCGGCUGCAGGCGCCCGGGCCCGCGGGGCGGCCGCGCUGCUUCCCCCUGCGCGCCGCGCGCCUCUUCACGCGCUUCGCAGCGGCCGGGCGCAGCACUCUGCGGCUCGCGGCCGAGGGUGCUCCCCGGGCGGGCGCGGUGCAGUUGCUGCUCUCCGACUGCCCCCCGGACCGCCUGCGCCGCUUCCUGCGCACGCUGCGCCUCAAGCUGGCAGCGGCCCCAGGUCCCCCUCCGGCCUCCGCACGCACGCAGCUGCUUGGCCCGCGGCCCCGCGACUUUGUCACUAUCAGCCCGCUGCAGCCCGAGGAGCUUCGGCGCGCGGCGGCCACCCGGGUCUCGGACACAAUGCCAGUGAAGCGGCCCGCGGAGCCCCGGCCGGAGGUUGAGCCCAGCACCGAAGUCCCAAGGUGGCCCCUGCCUAUGAAGAGGCUGAGUUUGCCCCCCGCCAAACCGCAGCUUUCUGAGGAACAGGCUGCUGUGUUGAGGGUUGUCCUGAAAGGACAGAGCAUUUUCUUCACUGGGAGUGCAGGGACAGGGAAGUCUUAUCUGCUGAAGCGUAUCCUGGGCUCACUGCCUCCUAUAGGCACUGUGGCCACUGCCAGCACUGGGGUGGCAGCCUGCCACAUCGGGGGUACUACCCUCCAUGCCUUUGCAGGCAUUGGCUCGGGCCAGGCUCCCCUGGCCCAGUGUGUGGCCCUGGCCCAGCGGCCAGGUGUGCGGCAAGGUUGGCUGAACUGCCAGCGGCUGGUCAUUGACGAGAUCUCCAUGGUGGAGGCAGAUCUGUUUGACAAGCUUGAGGCUGUGGCCAGAGCUGUCCGACAGCAGAACAAGCCAUUUGGAGGGAUCCAGCUCAUCAUUUGUGGGGACUUCCUGCAGCUGCCACCUGUAACCAAGGGCUCCCAGCCCCCACAGUUCUGCUUCCAGGCCAAGAGCUGGAGGAGGUGUGUCCCAGUGACCCUGGAGCUGACUGAGGUGUGGAGGCAGGCAGAUCAGACCUUCGUCUCUCUGCUGCAGGCCGUGCGGCUGGGCAGGUGCUCAGAUGAGGUGACCCGCCAGCUCCGGGCUACUGCCACUCACAAGGUGGGGCGAGAUGGGAUUGUGGCCACGAGGCUCUGCACCCACCAGGAUGAUGUGGCCCUUACCAAUGAGAGGCGGCUGCAGGAGCUACCAGGUGAAGUACACAGCUUUGAGGCCAUGGACAGUGACCCUGAGCAAGCCCGGACCCUGGAUGCCCAGUGUCCCGUUAGCCAGCUCCUUCAGCUAAAGCUGGGGGCCCAGGUGAUGCUGGUGAAGAACUUAGCAGUGUCCCGGGGCCUGGUGAAUGGCGCCCGAGGGGUGGUAGUCGGGUUCGAAGCUGAGGGCAGAGGGCUGCCCCAGGUGCGGUUUCUGUGUGGAGUCACCGAGGUCAUCCGGGCUGACCGCUGGACAGUGCAGGCCACAGGGGGCCGGCUUCUCAGCCGGCAGCAACUACCCCUCCAGCUGGCUUGGGCAAUAUCCAUCCACAAGAGCCAGGGCAUGUCCCUGGACUGUGUGGAGAUCUCUCUGGCCCGUGUGUUUGCCAGUGGCCAGGCCUACGUAGCCCUUUCCCGGGCCCGCAGCCUGCAGGGCCUGCGUGUGCUGGACUUUGACCCCAUGGCGGUUCGCUGUGAUCCCCGUGUGCUGAGCUUCUAUGCCAACCUGUGGCGAGGCAGGGGCCUCAGCCUGGACUCCCCAAAUGAUGAUGAGGCAGCCUCAGACCAGGAGAACAUGGACCCGAACCUUUGAGCCACAAAAAGAAGAGAAAGGAUGGUCUCACCAUGCUCCUGCACCCUAAGGCCAGGGUCUCAGGGGAUAACAGGGGGAGGGUGGUCAGUGUCCCUUCCUCCCUUCACUAGGGGCUCCAAGCCUCCUGGCAGGGUUCAAGGGAGAGUGCUUCCCACCCAUUUGCCAGCUGUGUCUCAGUUUCUCCCCUUGCCCUGGCUGAGCUGCUUCUAGGGGCAGGAGUAACCCUUUCUGUGCCGGUUGGGAAUGGUCCUGUAGGGAUACCUGGUGUAAGAGGACAGAGCUCUCUGCGAGGGCUGGCCCCAGGGCCACAUGGUCGCGAAUGCUGCUCUUUUUGGGCUGCAGAGGGGAGGGGCAGCAAGGACAGGUGCUCCAGGAGCAGGAGCAGGCUGUAGGGGUCCUGGGAUGCCUCAGGCUGAGUACAGGCCCCAAACAGGGAAGGGAACCUGGGGGCAUCUUCCCAGCCAGGCCCAGCCUAGCACAAGCCAGGACAAACUCCCUCCGGACCUACUGUGAGAACACAUGCUGUGAACUGUGUGCCCGAACCUUAAGCUGCUUUUUGGGAGAAGAAAUUAUAUUUGGGGGUAUUGAAAUGAUGUUCUCAGAUCGUAUUUAUUUAAGACAAAUAAACUUGAGAUUUGCGUAAGGA